This is a messenger RNA of Meleagris gallopavo (turkey), 5616 nucleotides long. NCBI's taxonomy places the organism in Eukaryota, Metazoa, Chordata, Aves, Galliformes, Phasianidae. The record is from RefSeq and is a predicted model, not a curated record.
CUGCUCUGAGUCCUCGGGCCCGCAGUUGUCUCUGUCUGGUUGUGUGCUCUCCGGCUUCUUUACGGAGGGAAAAAAACUACCAAAACCCUCACAUAAAAUGAUGAAUCGCCGCAAUUCAUGAGUGAUGUUUGAGGAGAAACCUGGCGCUUGGCUGCCCGCUCGAGCUGCCUCGGCACCCGCUCCUCGCCUGGUCUCGGGUCAGGUUCUGGGCUGGCACCACCCGGUCAGGGAUUGAAAAUCUUCGGGAUUUUAUGGCUUUUUGUUUGAAUUGUCUAGGAAGGAAAAGAAAAUAAGGCUUUGUAGUAUGAUCCAUGCACUGCUUGUCAUUGCUUUAGGCUUCUUUCAGCGUGAGUCCUGGCUGACGGGGCUGUAUGUUAGUUGCAGGGGAGUUGGACCAGAUGACCUUUAAAGGGUCUUUCCAACUCAUACAAUUCCAUGAUUAUACGGUUCUUGAGGAUGUGAAGGGUGGCACACAGUCAGCUGAAGUCCUCUACAUGGCUGUCUGCAGUCCGCAGGCGUCAGCCUUCCAGUGCAUUCCCUUACAGCUGCAAUAAGUGAUGAAGUUGCUGUAAAAUCUUUGCUUGAUCUCAAUCUCUUCAUUGAAUAAUCUGCCUGUAGCCCAGGUUCAGGCUAAUUUUAAAUUUCUCAGUGGGCAAUGAGCCUACUCCUUUCUUUCCUGCGUUUACACCUAGCUGUCAAUCUGCAGGAGUGAAUUCAGGCCUUUCCUACUAGCUCUCGUACCUUUCCCUCUAAUUCUGGCAAAUCAAAUGUGGUUCAACAAAACUUCAGAGCAAGGAAUUCCAAAAGGAGAGUUGUCUUAGUGCUAUGUCUGUGACCAUGUGGUCAGGAUGCCCUCAGUCCUGUAUUAUCUCUCUGAUGUUGACCAUGGGGAAUUACCACUCUCUCUCUGUCCUUUUGUGAGCUAGUGAAACAAGAUACUGGAAUGCAUUUGAGAAUCUAUGUUAAAGGUACUAUGCACGAAGAGAUAAUUUGAGUAGAAUAUUAAUACUUUGCAGGUAUUGCUGCACCAGCAAAUAAGCUCUUUGCAAAGAUGUUCCCAUGAUAGGAGGUGUUAAUGUUGUCAUCAACAUCUGUGGCUGAAGGCUGAAUCUCUGUCCUGCCAUGUGAGUCUCUGCAGUUUACAUAAGCUCUCUGUGAUCUUUCCCAGAUGUUCUUUUUGCCUAUCAGAAGCCUCAUUGCUGGGAGCGAAGUCAAACCACCAUGAAUCAGAACGGGGUUUUAUAGAAUGGUGUCACUGGUUCUUCUCAUGAAAUUUAGUGAGAGUGUAACAGAAAGACAAAUCGCAAGAACUUUUUGUUGCAAUUUCUCUUCUCAUGAGCUCCUUAGAAAUUGGUGAGCCUUUUUCAUUUAACAGAAUGCAAACGUGAGUCCAUUGUGUGGGAAUGGGAUCAGAAAGAGUGAGCAAUCACAUAAAGCAGAGGAAUGUUUGAAGGAGGAUAUGUUGGGUGACAGCAGCUAAUGCUCUGGAAGUCAGUGGAAAUAUUCCCAGUGUAUCUCCAGGUUUGUUGCAGCCCCAGUUGCAACCUUCAGCAAAGUGUUGGAAGCAUAGAAUGACAUUCUUCAAAUCUUUUCCCUGCAGGUGCUGUUGAGUAACACUCUUUGCUUGUUUAUGGGAAGAACUAAGAGUAGGCCAUGGAGAUUUCAUAGGAAGAUAGCUACCUCAAUGUGAAUUGGUAAAUACUGCAUGAAAUAUUAUCUGAAAUGGGAUUAGGAAAAGGUAAUGGAAAGCUGAGUUUCUAUCUACAAAGAGUGGUUUUUAUCUUUCCCCCAGCUGAUAGUAAAACAUGAACCCUAUAGUCCAGCUACUAAUAUCUUUACUCACUUUUCCAUUUUCCCGCAGUCUUAAGUGUCAACUACAAUAUCUUUUCCUGUUUGUUCCUUUGAAGCCUGCCUUAGCUUAUUCUGGCCUGUGUUUGUAAUGGGCAAAUCCAGCAUCUGUUUGAGCAGGACAGGUGAAUUAAUGAAGAAUGUGUGCGUGCCCUAUUUCAAAGAAGAGAAAUGGGCACCUGGGGCAGCUUAUGCCUGUCAGCUGGAGGGUACAAAGGAAUGCUGCCAACUGAAAAAAAAAUGUGGAAAUGCCACCAGAUCGAAUAAAACAACUGAAAGAAAAAUUCUUGUAAGGUUGAAAAUGUAGAUUUUUAGAAUUGAAUGUUUGGUACUUCUGAGUGGUCAUUUUUAUCAGUUCUCCCAUGCACUUACCUAGUUUCUCAUAUUGAAAAACUUUCUUGUAAAUAGUACAAUAUAUCGUGUGGGAUAAAGGAAGCCUUACAUGAGAAAAGAUGACAGUAUUUUUAACUUUAAGACAUUUAAAAGCUAGAAUAAGAUAAUGUAAGUGGCUGUUUAGCAGAUGUAAGUAACGUUUGCAAACAACAUAUGUUCUGUUUAGCUGUAGUUCUGCUAAUGGGAAGUAGAAAAUUGGAAAGCACUGAAGGUAAAGAUAAAUUAAAAAGUUCAAAAGAAAAAAAUAUGAAUUGGGACUUUCCAUGGGUGAAGUUCGGAGAGAAAACUUAGUCACAGUGCUGCCAGUAGAAAUAUUUGUUGCUUUCUAUGGAAUAAUUUCUAUUAUACCUGUAUGUAUUUAUGGACUGUUAAAACACGAUAAUCUGUAUGAAUAAUACCCAGUUAUCUUCUAUGGAGUGAGGUGAUUUUUAUGGUAGGUCAUAAAAGGAGCCUGUGGGGAGGCAGGAGUGCUCUGCCACUGCAGUUGUGUUCCUGUGAGCCCAGUGAGUCUCUGCAGGGUGCUCGUUAGGAGAUGCUUUUUUCUUAGAGCUUCAGAUUUAUUCUUUCAGGCUGUAAAUGAUUCACCAAGAUGUUUGCAAAAGCAACAAGGAAUUUUGUGAGAGAAACGGACAGCGGAGGUGACUUGAUCCCUGUCUCCCACUUGAACGCCUCAGACAAGCUGCAGCUUCUGAGCUUAGUUACAAAGAGGAAGAAAUUCUGGUGCUGGCAGAAGCCCAAGUAUCAUUUCUUGGCAGUCUCGUUGAGUGAUGUGCUUACUGAAGACAAACCUAUAAAACCAGUAAUUGUGGAAUCUGACUUUGCAAAAUAUAUGGGAAAAUUUGAAGAUGUUGUCCAAGGAAGUAUUGAAACUUCAUUUGGGAAGAUCAGCCUGGGAGCUGGAGCAAAGGGCUGUGUGGAAAGCCAGUCCUCCUUUGGAAACCUGAGGAAACAGGAGGUUGACUUGCAGCAGCUUAUGAAAGACGUCAAGGACAGAAUGAUAAAUUUAAAUAGUAGUUUACUGCAACAAGUAAUAGAACGAAAACGUGAAGUACUGUGCAUCUUGAGGGAAAAGAUAAUAACAACACAAAGGUGUACUAUAUCUGAACAUAUCCAGACAGAAGAAAAAGUCAGCGGUCUGCUGGGAUGCAGUAUGAAGAUAGUACAGGUUUCGGUGAGUGACAGUGGAAGUAUGAUGAAGGAUUCCAGCGUGAUUCUCGAGAUUCCUCCUGCAACCACUAUUGCCUAUGGUGUAAUUGAACUAUUUAUAAAGUGUGAUGGGCAGUUUGAAUUCUGUCUGCUAGAUGAACAGCAAGGAGGUUUUGAAAGAGAAAGCUCAGAAGGUUCGACGUCACCCCACUCAGUGCUGUUCAGAGAUACUUCUUUCCUGUAUCACCCAGAUGCUGUUGAUAAUGGGAUGUACUUUGGGUCUGAAAACCCCAUUCCCAGCCACGCUUCUUUAAGUGUGUUGAAAGAAGGUCUGUCACAGUUCAAGGCUCAGUUCCAACCCUUUGUGAAGCUGCCAGAAGACAAGCAAAGAGCUUUAUAUAAAAGUCUAUGUGAACUCCUGCUGCAUGAAGAAACAUUAACUGCUCUGGAAGAUGUGUUAGAUGCUCUCUGCGCAGGAGACAAGCCAGACCUGAAGGAGUUAAAACCUGCACAGCAGCAGGACCUGGCUGACUUCCUCCAGCUGGUGGGGUGCAGUGUACAGGAUGAGCUACUGCUGCAGAACUAUCAGCUUCAAGAUGAAGAACUGCUCUCAGCUGUUCACCUCCUCAUCAGUGCUAUCUCUGAGCUGUCUGAUUACACUCUUGUCCUGCUGCGUGCCUGCUCUGAUCUACAGGUUGUUCCGGCAUUGUGUUGCUUGCCUUACAUCGCUUCAGCUGAUGGCACCUUGGCACUGAGCAGUCCUUUGGUGGCAACUCUCACUGACAGAGGAAGAUUUGAUGUCGUGCAAAGGCUUUUUGCUUCAGCGAACAUUAAUUUGGAAAAGACAGAGUCUUCUGUAAAAGCUGUAACUAUGAGAGAACCCAGAUUCUUCCCACUUGUUCUUUAUGUUGCACUAUGCGGGCUUCACAGUUUGAGUGGGACUGUAGAGGAGCUUUUCUGAGCAGUUACUGUCCUACCCUGUUCUUCCUUGUGUAGCUCUGCAGCGUAGCAUUGAUGCUUGUGAGCACCUGAGAGCCCUGGGGUUGAGUUCUCAGGGCAGUAAAGCCAGGUGGCACAGGGCAGCGCAGGCAAGGAGUGAGCACACUGCUGCUCUGCAGCUCCACUAAGGUUUGUCUGCAGUGGAAACUACAUAAAUAAGUAAAUAAGGGAUGCAGGGCAAGAAGGAAAAAAGGCAAGCCUGGAAGAGAAAUUGAAUAUAGCUAUUCUGAUAGUUGUCAGAACUGCAGAGCAGUGGAAGCCUGAUUGCUCGCAUUAAUAUGCGUGGGAGAAAACUGCAAAGAACAAACUGCUUUUUGUAAGCAAGCGAGCAAAAAGGCUGUGGAAAUCUAGCAUUCUGCAGUGCAAUACAUGCUUUGCUCACUUAAGACCUGACGUGCAGAAUACCUUCACACUGGAGGAUGUGAAGUGGAAGGCACUUCAUUAGGUUUUUCUUCAUUAAGUGUAUUUUGGCUUUAUGGAUGUGAGCUGCACAUUGCAGGAAAUAAUGAACUCUUUUUUUUUUUCCUAAAACUGAGACCACCUUAGGGAUUUCUACCUCUCUUUUUCCAGUAAGUUUUUACUAAGCUUAGCAAGUGUCAGCUGCUUACAUUGUAUUUUGAACUUUCUCUUUGAGAUAUGGUGAUGCCUUCUGGUAUGUGCAUACCAAAAGUCCUUGCUGCACUCCACAAAACAAUCAUUUUACCCAUGUGACGUUUUCAGUGUUUUGUGUCUUUCACUAACAGCUGAGUUAAUGUAAAGCACUUUGUGCUUUGAACUGUUCUGCCUUUUUUUGAUCAUAAUUUUCUGUGAUCAUGGAAAUGGGACAGAAGUGCAGGAGAGAUCACUGUAAAUGCAGGAAGCUGUUCCAAUGAAGUGGGCUCUCAGUGCUUUUAGCCGGCACUGAGGGAUGGUUGACAGGUGACAGUUGGGCACCUGGAAGGAAAGGUGCUCAGACUGAGAUGGUGGUGUUUCAGUGUCUCAUUUGUAAUGUGAGCGUAAAGUGAAGCUGCUGGUUUUGGCCUAACGCUGCACUGGAGCGUAUGGAAAUGUCCUGAGAGCACCUUACCUUGCUUGUGUGAGUUGUGUGUCUGUACAUGGGAAGGUUUGCUUUUGCCAACUACUCGUAAGCAAGUUGCCUCUGUAACCGUUUUAUUAAAAUUUUGAAUUUAAUGUCAUGUAUGUCAAAACAGUGGAAUAAUUUUAAAAAUCAAUUUGCGUGAUUUCCAUUCA